AAAUUUAAUUUAACUCAUUGAAAUUGUAAACAUUUUGAAAUGAUAAAGAUCUCAAAAAAGACUUUCCGUCUUUCCCAAGUUGAUGAUUCAUUACCGAAAAAAAGAGUCAAUCAUGCACAUAUUUGGUUUUAUCGAUUUCGUUCCGGUAAUAGUGAUGCAAAUGCUUCUAUACGAUGUGGAAGACCGAUUGUCGCAAAAGUUAAUAAAAUAAUGAAAAUCGUCCAGUCUGAUCGCCAUGGAAGCGUAAAAAAGCUUGACCGAAUUUCCACCUCCGAAUCGUUGCUAAUUCGUAUGGUGAAUGGUGAUAUUGAAAAGUGGAUUACUUACGGCAAUGUCAAUCGAAAACGGUCGUGUUCGAAAGGCAGUGAAACGUCACAAACGAUCUUCAAGUCAGGAUUGACGGACAGAAAGGUGAGAUUGGCAAGGAAUCAUCCACUAUCAGUUGCUUCUAUGCGGCCAAACUCUUAAUUCAGGCUUAAAUACCGUCUGAAACUGGACAGUCUGAAGGAAGCAAUCUCUAACUAUGGCA
Molecule: messenger RNA, 529 nt
Organism: Ceratitis capitata (Mediterranean fruit fly)
Lineage: Eukaryota; Metazoa; Arthropoda; Insecta; Diptera; Tephritidae
Exons: 2
Coding region: 40-468 (142 amino acids)
Source: RefSeq, a predicted model, not a curated record